AUGAAGCCCACUGUGAACAAAGUGAAGACGAUAGUGGAGUUUUUCCACAGGAGCACAACAGCCACACACAAGCUCAAAUCUACCCAACUACAGAUGGGCAUGCCUGAGCUGAAGCUCAAACAAGACUGUGUCACAAGGUGGAACUCCACCUUUCAUAUGAUAAAACGGAUUCUGCAGUCCAAGGAUGCAGUCAUCUCUACCCUGGCUGUUAUGAAUGCAUCAGUUGAUCCUCUGAGCCAAGAGGAAUGGGAGGUACUGCAGGAGGCAUGCACUGUUCUGGAGCCAUUCGAGCAGGUCACUGUGGAGAUCAGUGCAGACAGCUAUGUCACAGCCUCCAAAAUGUUAAUCCUCUGCAAAGGUGUGCAGAGAGUGACAGCUGAGCACCAGACCAGAGUAACGACAGGGAAAGUGACAGAGUUAGUGGCUGCUCUCUGUGCAUCCAUGGACAGAAAGUUCCACAGAAUUGAGUAUAACCCUAUUCUCUCAGAAUCCACCGUUCUUGACCCAAGAUUCAAGAAGCUGGCCUUUCAUGAUAACAGAGCGGUUGAUGAAGCUCUCCAGAGAGUAACUGCAGCAGCAGCAAGGUCCGGCCAGCCAACUUCACUGCCAGAGGGCCAAGAGGGAGAAGAAGCAGCAGAGCACGAGGAGCCACAAGCAUCUGCUGUUUGGAGGUUCUUUGAAGAACGUGCAAGUGGCGACACUACAAGAAGGAAUCCUUCAGCAGAUUCGAUUCUGGAAGUGAGAUCCUACCUUGAGGAGCCCCUUUUCCAGAGAAGUGCAGACCCACUGAGCUGGUGGGAGACCAAGGCUUCAGUGUACCCACGCCUUACUUGUGUGAUGGCACGGAGACUAUGCAUUGUAGCAACGUCAGUCCCUCAGAGAAUCUUCUCCAAAACAGGGCAGAUCAUUACAGAGAGAAGAAACAGGAUCAGCCCCUCAAAGCUGAGGCACUUGAUCUUUCUCAAUGCAAACCUUCACUGA
Pseudoliparis swirei is the source of this 981-nucleotide messenger RNA. RefSeq names its product E3 SUMO-protein ligase ZBED1-like. Lineage: Eukaryota; Metazoa; Chordata; Actinopteri; Perciformes; Liparidae. Bases 1 to 981 code for a protein of 326 amino acids. Gene Ontology annotation, molecular function: protein dimerization activity. The transcript has 2 exons. The record is from RefSeq and is a predicted model, not a curated record.